CCCUUUGAUUAAAGCUGUCCUCAAUUGAAAAAAUGCAUUGAAAUUGUUAAUUUUGGGAUGCUAUCAAAAUGGAUGUGGACAGGGUUUCAGGUUUUCAACUUCAACGUCACUGUUCCAAUGGAUAUCCUUCCGAUUAAGAAUCAAUGUCAGUCCAACGUGCCAUUUCCGCAGGUGUCCAUUCCCGACGAACUCAUCGCCGAAAUCCUAUUAUUCCUUGACGUAAAAACCAUUGUGCGGUUCAAGUGUGUGAGCAAGUCAUGGAACAUUCACAUUUCCAAUCCAACUUUCACUGAACUGCAUCUUAAGAAAUCGUCACAAAACCCUCACUUCAUAGUCACACCAUUUCAGAAAUACCGUAUGCGUAAUGUUGUAUCCUUACCUGUGUGUCGUUUACUCGAGAAUCCGUCAAUAACUGUUGCCGGUGACAAAUGCCACAGUCUGCCAGGGGGAUUGGGAUAUUGCCAGGUUGUUGGUUCCUGCAACGGACUACUCUGCUUGCUUUACAACACUAUCUCAAGCCUACAAAACGAUUACCGGCUCUGUCUUUGGAACCCUGCAACGAGGACAAUAUCUGAUGAUUUCGGAUUUUUUGUCGACUAUGAGCCUCUAUCGGGCCCUUUCAAGUUCAGUUUUGGCUGUGAUUAUUUAACUGGAACUUACAAGGUACUGGCACUUCAUACAGAAAGAAAUGCACAUAAAGAGACAGAAAACGAAGGUUUAUGGAGAAGCAAGGUGAGAGUUUCCAGUUUUGGUUAUAAUGGUUGGAGAUAUAUUCAAAGUUUCCCUUCUGUUCCUCUUAUAUGGAAUGAUGGUGUUCAUUUGAGUGGAACUAUUAACUGGUUAGCUAUUAGCGGUGAUUUCGUAUCAAUGUCUGUUCCAGAAGGAGCGCAUGAGGCUCAUAUUCCUCAUGUUGAGCAAUUUGUGAUUGUUUCGGUUGACCUUUCGACUGAGGCGUACACACAGUUGUUGCUUCCUCCUGGUUUUGAUGCGGUGCCUUGCGUUGAGCCAUCUCUUCGGGUUCUGAUGGACUGCCUUUGCUUUUCGCACGAUUUCAAUAGAACCGAAUUUGUUUUAUGGCAGAUGAAGGAGUUUGGAGUUCAUGAGUCUUGGACUCAAUUAUUUAGAAUUGAAUACGUUAAUCUUCAAUUACAUAACCUUACAAUCACCGACAACACGGAUUUAUUUGGAAACAUGGAAUGUAAGAUUCCAUUGUUGCCUUUGUACCUUUCUAAUAAUGGAGAUACAUUGAUAUUGACGAGUGAUGAAGAAAAAGGAGUAAUUAUCUAUAAUCAAAGGGAUAAGAAAGUAGAGAGAUCUAGAAUUUCCAACAAAAUAUGCUGGCAGUCUACCUUUGAUUAUGUUGAAAGCUUGGUUUCGACUCUUUGGGAAGAUCUAGAGGAAGAUGAAGAGGAAAAGGAAGGGGAAGAUGAAGAUGAUGAAGAAAAUGGAGCGAUUUGUUAUUAGAGGAUUAGUCAGCUAAGUGACAUCGAUCUCUGGAUUAAUGGGAUUAAAGCUUAGGAAGUAGGAUGGGUUGAAAACAUGAUCUUUGUAGUUUGCACUGCCAACCCCCGAUUUUGUCAUUUUGGUUUAUGACUUGGAUAUUCAGUUAUGUUGAAGUUGACAUAUGAACUUAUGUAUUAGCUUAUGCAAAUUGUUAUAUGUGUCUCUGUCAAUGUUAGUUCUGUUGUUGCUUUGAAUAUUGUGGCAUGUGGGAGAUUCACCUAUUCUUAAGAGAUUUGCUUGCUUCUAUUGACAUGUGUAUGCGCGCGCACAGUGUUUAUGUCUAAAGAGGAGAAAAACCAAUAUUUCAUCGGUCAAAGAUUUGUGGAAUUUAUGCCUCAGAAGGGAGCAUGCUCGUAGGUAUGUUUACCAAAAUUGUUGAUGCUGAAAGCAGGGCCUAUUUCCUUAAUUUCUUGUCUAUAUGCUUACCAUCCAACCAUAAUAGAGUUAUCAAUCAAUGUAGUAAUUUAUGUAACUCUCUUUUACAAAAUAGGAUACAUGAUAGGCCAUGGCAGGCUUUUGUCUUUCGGUCAUGGCAAAUUUUGAGAAGGAUGGCGGUGCCACGGCGCAAUAUGUUUGCCAGUUUGUUGGAUUUUUAUUCUCCGCCGUGGUCCGCCAUCGACAACAGUACUGCAAAUAUCUUAUUUCAGAUCUCUGUCUGUAGAUAGGAAAAAGAUCUUAUUUCAACAUCAGUUUAAACCAUAAUCAGCUCUUACACUAGGGUGGUGUUUCAAGCAUUGGGAUGCAUUGAGUGCUCUUACACUAGGUGUGGUUCUAGAUGUAUUCUAUAUUAUCUUUAAGAAUCAUGCCUCUGUUUGGCAAUGUGAUAUUUUGAGCUUAUGGCUUAUAGCCGAUAAAAAAAGACUUGUUUGAUAACAUUUAUUUUCACGGGCUUAUUAUUUAUUUUUACUAACUUAUAGUUUUUACCCUAUCAUUCUUCUCUCAA
Messenger RNA from Trifolium pratense (red clover), 2446 nucleotides. Its product is annotated as F-box/kelch-repeat protein At3g23880-like. The coding region runs from base 58 to 1464 and encodes 468 amino acids. The record is from RefSeq and is a predicted model, not a curated record. The transcript has 3 exons. NCBI's taxonomy places the organism in Eukaryota, Viridiplantae, Streptophyta, Magnoliopsida, Fabales, Fabaceae. Gene Ontology annotation, molecular function: protein binding.